Molecule: messenger RNA, 1586 nt
Organism: Apus apus (common swift)
Lineage: Eukaryota; Metazoa; Chordata; Aves; Apodiformes; Apodidae
Gene: ZPR1
Product: ZPR1 zinc finger
Exons: 14
Coding region: 89-1420 (443 amino acids)
Cellular component (GO): cytoplasm; nucleus
Molecular function (GO): zinc ion binding
Source: RefSeq, a predicted model, not a curated record
GCCAGCACCGGGAGGAGCCGCCGCCGCCACGCGUGACCCGCCCCACGUGGCCGCUCACGUGAGCGCCGCCGCCCCACGCGACGGCGCCAUGUCGGGGCUGCGGGCGGUGGCGGCCGCGGGCGGGGGGGGUUCGUUGUUCCGGCCCCUCAGCGCCGAGGACGGCGAGCAGCGGCCGGCGGAGAUCGAGUCCUUGUGCAUGAACUGCUUCCGCAACGGGGUGACGCGGCUCCUGCUCACCAGGAUCCCCUUCUUCAAAGAGAUCAUUGUCAGCUCCUUCGCCUGCGACAGCUGCUCCUGGUCCAACACUGAGAUCCAGUCAGCAGGCAGGAUCCAGGAGCAGGGUGUGUGCUACACCCUGGCUGUCACCUCCCGGCAGGACAUGAACAGGGAGGUGGUGAAGACUGACUGUGCCACGGCUCGAAUCCCCGAGCUGGACUUUGAGAUCCCUGCCUUCACCCAGAAGGGAGUUCUGACCACCAUUGAAGGGAUAAUCAGCAGAGCUGUCGCUGGCCUGGAGCAGGACCAGCCCAUCCGCAGGGCAACAGAUGAAGAGGUGGCAAGGAAAAUAGACGAGUUCAUCAGCAAACUGAAGCAGCUGAAAGAAGUACAUUCCUCCUUCACCUUUAUCAUAGAUGAUCCUUCAGGGAACAGCUUCGUGGAGAACCCCCACGCGCCGCGCAAGGACGAGGCCCUGGUGGUCACUCACUACAGGAGGAGCCCCCAGCAGGCUGCCAUGCUGGGGCUGGAGGGAGAGGAGCCGGCUGAGAAGGCAGCGGAUCCUGCCGAGGAUCUGAGGAACGAGGUGCUGCAGUUCAACACCAACUGCCCCGAGUGCAAUGCUCCAGCCAGCACCAACAUGAAGCUGGUCCAAAUCCCACACUUCAAGGAAGUGAUUAUCAUGGCCACGAACUGUGACUCCUGUGGGCACAGGACGAAUGAGGUGAAGUCUGGAGGAGCAAUCGAGCCACAAGGCACCAGGAUAACCCUUCGGAUCACAGACCCUUCUGACAUGACGAGGGACAUCCUAAAGUCAGAGACCUGCAGCGUGGAGAUCCCAGAGCUGGAGUUCGAGCUGGGGAUGGGAGCACUGGGGGGAAAGUUCACCACGCUGGAAGGGCUGCUGAAGGACAUCAGAGAGCUGGUGGAGAGAAACCCCUUCACCCUCGGGGACAGCUCUGCACCUGCCAAAACAGAGAAGCUGCAGGAGUUCAUUGGGAAGCUGCAGGAGGUCAUAGAGGGAAAGAGCAACGUUCACUUCAUCAUGGAUGACCCUGCAGGCAACAGCUACCUUCAGAAUGUCUACGCCCCAGAGGAGGACCCGGAGCUGCAGGUGGAACGUUACGAGCGCACGUUUGACCAGAACGAGGAGCUGGGGCUGAACGACAUGAAGACAGAGGGGUACGAGGCUCCGGGCCGGUAGCCGGGAGCAGCCGGGCCCUGCGGCCCCCCCCGCGCCGGGAGCCGGGACUGGUGGGAGCAGCGGCGGGUGCCCGGGGGCUGCCCGGGGCGGCCUGCGGAGCGUGGGGGCUGAGGGAGAGAAACGGGGGGUCCUGGGGCUGCGACCCCGAAUAAAAGAGGUGAUGGAG